AUGCCGUCGAAAGAGAAAAAAUCCACAGCUUCGGAGGAAACCGAAGAGCUCGAUGAUGAAGUGGAGGAAGCCGAGCCAAAUUUAAAAGAGAGGAGCAACGGUUUGACCCGCGGGGACACCACAAAACAAGAGAAGAGCCGGAAGAAACACAGAAGCUCGGAGGCUCAGGAGUUCCCUGAGAAAGAAAAGAAGGAAAGAGAAAAACCUGAGAAGCUGACCGAAAGAGUGCAGGAGGAGAAGAAGAGGCACCAGAAGAAAAAGUCAUCUGCAGAGAAUCCAGAAAAAGAGGAGGAAAUGGGAUCUAAGGAUAAAAAGUCUAAAGACGGCAAAAAGAAGAAGAAGUCACACAAUGAGGACGAUGAAGAACCUUUAAUUGAGGAGCAAGAAGAGGAGGAAGAGUCAAAGAAAAAGAAGAAGAAGAAGGGCAAGAAGGGAUCUGGAGACAGCGAUGAAGACAAAAAGAAAAAGGGCAAAAAAUCCAAAAACAAACAAGUGGACUAUGCUGCAAUAUACCAAAAGGAGCUGCUAGAGUAUCACACAGACUCCUCUGAUGGAUAUGAGGACGAGUACUACAAAAAGAAAGUGUAUGAGGUGGUCACUGUCACAGGUGAUGUAAAAGGAGCUGGGACGGACGCAAAUGUUUUUGUCACCCUUUUUGGAGAUUUUGGUGUCUCUCCUAAGGUUCACCUGGCAAGCAAGAGCCGGACUGCAUUUGAGAAGAACAAAACCGAUGUUUUUCGAAUCAAAACGUAUAACGUGGGUGCAUUGAAAAAGCUGAGGAUUGAGCACGACAACACAGGGAUGGGAACCAGCUGGUUUUUGGACAGGGUGGUGGUGACUGACAUGAACCGUCCCCAUCUGCGCUUCUAUUUCGCCUGCAAUAACUGGCUGAGCCGCGAAGAGGCCGACAACCUGAUCGUCAGGGAUCUGCUGGGCAGCAUGAAUCCCAUGGAUGUGCCCAAAUUGAAUAAAUACAUUGUGAGUGUGUUUACUGCCGACAUGAAGGGAAGUGGAACCGAUGCUGACGUAUUUCUGAACAUCUUCGGAGAGCAUGGCGACACAGGAGAGAGAAGGCUGGACAGUGGCAAGGACAACUUUGAACGUGGGUCUGAAGACAAGUUUACAAUUGAAGCUCCAAACCUCGGGAGGCUGAAGAAAAUCACCAUUGGCCACAACAACAGAGGCUCAUCAGCUGGAUGGUUUCUAGAUAAGGUGAUGAUAGAUGAUAUGGGGAAUAAAGAAAUAUAUGAGUUCCCAGUUAAUCGCUGGUUUGCCAUGGAUGAAGAUGAUGGCAAAAUACAGAGGGAUAUAUUGGUUGGAUCUAUGCAGCCCAUGGGAAUUGUGUACAAUGUGCAAGUGAUGACUGGAGACAUCAGAGGUGCAGGAACCAACUCGAAGAUCCACAUGGUCAUGCACGGUGCCAAGGGCAUCAAAAACAGUGGCAAGGUUUUCCUCGAAGGAGGUGCUUUCGAGCGUGGUUUGAUUGACGUUUUCAACGUGGAGAUCUGUGAGCUGAUCAGCCCUCUUAGCAGGAUCACAAUCGGGCACGACAAUGGUGCCGUAGGCGCUGGAUGGUACUGUGAGAAGGUGGUAAUAUACUGUCCAUUCACGGGCAUCGAGCAGACAUUUCCAUGUGGAAUGUGGCUGGAUGAGGAUGAGGGGGAUGGACUGAUUGAGAGGGAGCUGUAUGAGAUGGUCUCUCUUAGACAGAAAAAAAUGAAAAAAUACCCAUGGUCCCUUUGGAUUUGGACCUCAGAUAUUAAGGGGGCAGGCACAGAUGCACAAGUGUUUCUGCAGAUCUACGGGGAGAGGGGCAAGUCGGAUGAAAUCAAACUGGAAAACAACUCGGACAAUUUUGAGCAAGGACAGAUUGAUAAAUUUGUGAUUGAAAUGCCAGACAUAGGAAAACUGUUGAAACUGAGGAUCUGGCAUGAGAAGAGAAAUCCAUUUGCUGGUUGGCAUUUAGCAAAGGUGACUUUGCUCAAGACACUGACGAUGGAAAAAUAUUCUUUUGAAUGUGGUCGCUGGCUGGACAUCAAUGAAGACGACAAUGAGAUUGUCAGGGAACUUCCAGCCACAGGAGCUUUCAUCGACGAGCCGCUUCCUUUGAUAAAGUACCGCGUCACCAUCUGCACAGGAACCGUCAGUGGCAGCGGCACCGACGCCAGCGUCUUCCUCAAUGUAAUUGGUGACCUGGGGGACACAGGCGAGCGCCUCAUGUAUAUGAGCAAAAACAACGUCAACAAAUUUGAGAAGGGAAACCAUGAUGAGUUUCUCAUUGAGUCAGUUUGGUUGGGCCAAGUGCGGAGGGUCCGAGUGGGUCACGAUGGCCGCGGUGGAGGCUGUGGUUGGUUCCUUGAUAAAGUGAUGGUCAGGGAAGAGGGUCAACCCGAAUCGGCAGCCAUUGAGUUUCCUUGUAACAGGUGGUUGGACCAAAAUGAAGACGAUGGUCAGAUUAUUCGUGAAUUAGUUCCAGCUGGCGAAGGCCUCCGUCUCUUUAAUGUUAGCUACCACAUAGCAAUACAGACGGGCAGUGUGAAUGGGGCCAGCUCGGACUCCAAGGUGUUCGUGAAGCUGUACGGGGAGAAGGGAGACACCGACAAGGUGAUACUGGCGGUCUCUGACAAUGACCUGAGAAACUACUUUGAAACAGCGCGCACUGACAUCUUCACCCUGGAAACCUUUGACAUUGGAAAGAUCAACCGCCUUCUGAUCGGCCACACCAAUGAGGGUUUGAGGGCCGGGUGGUUUCUUGACAGCGUGCAGAUCUCUGUGCCAGUUCAUGGGAUGCAGUAUAUGUUUCCGAGCCACCGCUGGCUCUGUAAGGAUGAGGCUGAUGGAAGGGUGGAGGUGGAGAUCUAUCCCAGCGAGACCAUGGAGAUUGAAAAGUUGAUCAACUAUGAAAUAGCAGUGGUCACAGGUGACGUACGUGCAGGUGGAACAAAUGCCAGCGUUUUCUGUCAGAUCUAUGGGGAGGAGGGAAAAACUGAAGUCCUCAACCUCAAAAGUCGCUCCAACAACUUUGAGCGUGGCACCACUGAGAUCUUCAAGAUUGAGGCUUUGGAUGUUGGCAAGAUCUACAAGAUACGGAUCUACCAUGACGGAUCGGGCAUUGGGGACGGAUGGUUCCUGGAGACAGUGGACAUCAAGAGGCUGACCAUGGCUUUGGUGCAGGUUGAGGUGAAAAAAGAGGAGGCACCCAAGAAAGAUAAGAAGAAGGACAAGAAAAAGAAAAAGAAAGAAGAAGAGGAGGUGGAAAUAAUUGAGGAGAUGCAGGAAGUGGUGGAGACAUUUACUUUCACUUGCAACCGCUGGCUGGCCCGGGAUGAGGAGGAUGGAGAGAUUGUGGUUGAACUGCUAACCGAGGAGAAUGAAGACUUGGAAAUGAACUCCUAUGAAGUUCAUGUGUUCACUGGGACCACGUGGGGGGCGGGGACUGACGCCAAUGUUUACAUUAAUGUGUACGGAGAAUCUGGUGACACUGGAGAACGGUGGCUCAGGAAAUCCAACCACCUAAACAAGUUUGAGAAAGGGCAGGAGGACAUUUUUGACAUCACAGCGGUGGAUCUGGGAGUCCUGAAGAAGCUGAGGAUCCGCCAUGACAAUUCCCUGGCCAGUGCUGGCUGGUUUCUGGACAGAGUUGAGAUAGUGGACAACAAAGACGAUACAACGUACUUUUUUCCCUGUAAACGCUGGCUGGCUGUUGAUGAAGAUGAUGGACAGCUUGCGAGGGAGCUGGUCCCUGUGGAUGAAGCUUUUAUGAGGAAAGGGGAUGAAGAUGAUGAGGAAGAUUCUGAAGCUACACUGGGUUUGGAGCAGAAAGCUAUGUCAACUACGUACACUGUAAGGAUAAAAACUGGUGACAAGAAGUAUGCAGGAACAGACGCAAAUGUCUUCAUGACCCUUUAUGGCACCAAGGAUGACACAGGGAUCAUCACCAUGAAGGCUUCAAAGACUCAUAAGAACAAGUUUGAGCGGGGAAUGAUUGACGAGUUCACAGUGGAAGCAGUCGACAUCGGACCCCUGAAGAAGCUCCGAAUUGGGCAUGACAACUGCGGAGGAUCUGCUGGGUGGUUUCUUGACUGGGUUGAAAUUGAUGCUCAGUCUUUGGGGCAGAAGCUCCGCUUCCCUUGCGGCCGCUGGUUGGACAAAGGGGAGGAUGAUGGAGCCAUCGUCAGGGAUCUUUUUCCAAAUCCUCUUCAAACUGAGUUUUACACACCAUUUGUUCCCUAUGAGAUAAAAGUUUUCACCAGCGACGUGUUUGCAGCAGGAACAGAUGCAGAUGUCUUCAUUGUGCUGUACGGCCGAGAAGCAGUGUGCACCCAGCAGAAGUCUCUGUGUGUCAACAAAAGGGAGAGGAGAAUGUACUUUGAGAGAGGAGCUGAGGACAUGUUUAUUGUUGAGCUAGAAGAUGUGGGAGAUGUAAUUGAGAAGAUCCGGAUCGGCCACGACAACCGAGGGGUCAACCCCGGCUGGCACCUGGACAGAGUGGAAAUUAGACGUCUGCUGAGGAAGGGAAAGGGAUCAGAGACUACCAUUUUCCCCUGUGAGUGCUGGCUUGCAAAGUCUGAGGAUGAUGGAGAAACUGUGAGAGAACUGGUACCUUCUGACAUUAUAACUGAGAAACUCUCCAGAGAUGGUAGCUUGAAAGUGACCGAGGUCGAGGUGGAAGAUGCCCUGGAGACUCAUACCUACAACGUUUCCGUGAUGACAGGAGACACGCAUGGAGCUGGCACUGAUGCCAACGUCUUCCUCACCAUCUAUGGAGACCUGGGGGACACUGGGGAGAGGAAACUAAGCAAGUCAGAAACAAACAGCAACAAGUUUGAACGAGGAUCUGUGGAUAAGUUCACCAUAGAGGCAGUUGACCUCGGCCAGGUUUUCAAAAUUAAAAUCCGCCAUGACAACAGCAUGAUGAGUGCUGACUGGUUCUUGGACCAAGUGGAAGUGUUUGAUGCUGAUACAGAGGAGGUCUACCUGUUCCUGUGUGAACGCUGGCUCUCCAAGAAGAGGGAGGACCGACGUAUUGAAAGAGUCUUCUAUGUCAAGGGCUACGAAGGAGUCAGAGAGAGCUUGAACAGUAAAAAAAUGCCAGCUUUGACAAUGAAGAGCCUGGACAGUAAUAUGAAUAAAAAGAGCAAGAAGAAGAAAGAGGAAGAAGUUGAGCUUUCUAUUAUCCCAUACCACAUCACCAUCUGCACUGGAAUGGAGCGUGACGCCAGCACUACCAGUAGAGCCUACGUGAUCAUCGUCGGGGUCAACCACACCCAGACAGAGCGGCUGUGGCUGGACCUGGCAGAUGAGAGAAAGGGCUUUGAGGCCGGCUCGCUCAAGAGCUUUGAAACUCACGGCUCAGACGUGGGGGAGAUCAAGAAGGUGGAGCUGGGGCAUGAUGGGGCCACCCCAGAGAGCUGCUGGCUUGUUGAGGAGCUGUCUCUCGCUGUGCCAACCAAAGGGGUCAAAUAUACUUUUGCUUGCAAGUGCUGGCUGGCCAAAGACAGAGGGGAUGGGUUGACUGCAAGAGUUUUCAAUAUAUUGGAUGCAGAGGCCAUUUCUAUCUCCCAGAAGGUGAUCUACGAGGUGACGGUGGAAACAGGAGACGUUCAGGGCGCAGGAACAGACACCCAGAUCUACAUGUCUGUGUUUGGGGCCAACGGCAGCACAGAAGAGAUGCUGCUGGAGAAGAACGAGGACAGGUUUGAGCGCGGUCAGGAGGACACUUUCAACAUGGAGAUUGAUGACAUUGCUCCACUGAGGAAAAUGAGGAUACGAAUUGACGGCUCCGGCAGUCGACCUGACUGGUUUCUUGACAAGGUGAUCAUGCGAGACCUGAGCACAGAGGAGGUGUCUGUGUUCACCUACGAGGACUGGCUUUCCAAGACACGUGGACCCAAAAGGAACAUGAUUUGUGAGAUGGCUGCUGUGGUGGAUGAAGAGGUGAUGGUAGAAAUCACAACCUACAUUGUCCAGGUCAAGACCAGCGACAUUGCAGGAGCCGGCACUGAUGCCAAUGUGUGGAUAAUCAUUUUUGGAGAGAAUGGCGACACCGGGACUCUGGCCCUGAAAGAGUGCAACAAGUCUAACAAGUUUGAGCGCAAGCAGGUGGAUACAUUUCGCUUCACUGACAUCCUCAGCCUGGGAGACCUCUCCAAAGUGCGGGUCUGGCAUGACAACUCAGGUAUGGCUCCAGGUUGGCAUUUGGAACACGUCGAUGUAAAGGAUGAGAUCAUGGACAAAACAUUUCGUUUCCCUUGUGACCGCUGGCUGUCCAAAAACGGCGAGGAUGGACAGAUAAUGAGGGAGCUGCCCUGUGGCAACAAUGACUACUUAGAUCUGAACGAGAAGACCAAAUAUGAAAUUUGUGUCACAACUGGAGCUGAAGCUGAAACCAAAGAGAAUGUGUGGAUUAUACUUGAGGGAAAGAAAGGCAGAUCAAAGGAAAUGGUAAUGGAAAACUCCUCAAAGAAGAAGAGGUUCCUGAGUGGAAAUGUUGACAGGUUUGAGUUUUCCUCCAAGAACCUGGGCGAUCUCACUGCCAUCUGCCUGGGCCACACACCCAAAGAUGGAAAGAAAGUAAAGGGGGAAGCUUACUGGCAUGUGGAGGAGAUCGUUGUGACUGAAAAAGAACUUGGAAACAAGUAUGUGUUCAGCUGCAAUGCCCUGGUUCUGCUCUCUCCAAAGAGGGAUGAAUUCUUGACUUUUGAGUGCACAAAAGCCAUUGAGAGCUUUGCCAGCAAAGCUCGCAGCCUAGUGCCUGUUAAGUACGAGAUCAUCAUCAUCACGGGUGACGAAAAGGGAGCAGGCACAGAUGCCAAUGUUUUUAUUACUAUCUACGGCUCCAACGGGGAUUCUGGGCGUCGACAGCUCCGGCAGAAGUUCCGAAAUCUCUUUGAACGCGAGCAGACGGACCGUUUCGUCCUGGAAAUGCUGGACAUGGGAGAUUUGUGGCGGGUCCGCAUGGAGCACGACAACUCUGGUCUUAGCCCCGGCUGGCUGCUGGACCGGGUGGAGGUCACCAACACGGCCAACGGUGUCACCACCAUCUUCAUCUGUGGGAAGUGGCUGGACAAAAAAAAGGCUGACGGACAGAUCUUUAGGGUUCUUUACCCCAAAUACUGAGGAUGACGCCUUCUCUUAAAUGUCCAGCAGGAGAAGCAUCCACCUGUUGUAAAGCACUGACCAAAGAGGUUCUGCUUCUGACCAAUUUCAUGUCUCAGGUGAUGAGGAUAACUAAAAGUCAUAUUUUGUAUGUAUUUUGGCUGUCAGGAAAAAUGUGCCAUUCUUUGUAAACGUGCGGGUUUUGUAAGAAUAAUUUUUUUUUCUAUUUUAUAUGUUUUAAACCUGUGGACUGGAAACCAUUUUUGAAUCCAUUUCAUUUUGUAUCAAUACCAGAUUAAUAAACGAGUUUCACUGGAA
Oryzias latipes (Japanese medaka) is the source of this 7416-nucleotide messenger RNA. NCBI's taxonomy places the organism in Eukaryota, Metazoa, Chordata, Actinopteri, Beloniformes, Adrianichthyidae. The record is from RefSeq and is a predicted model, not a curated record.